This is a messenger RNA of Mesorhabditis belari, 1167 nucleotides long. NCBI's taxonomy places the organism in Eukaryota, Metazoa, Nematoda, Chromadorea, Rhabditida, Rhabditidae. The record is from the annotation of a GenBank genome assembly.
AUGUCCCCUCUCGCAUCAGCAUUCCUUUUCCAAUCCCUAAUUGUCUGUAUUCAAGCUCUGAAUGUGGCGAUUAUCGGUGAAGGAGUGAUCGGCACAUCGACGGCUCUUGCUAUUAAACGUCUUGACAAAGAUGUCAACAUCACUGUCUACCACGAUAAAGACUUCAAAGACAUUCUCUCACACGGAAUUGCCGGAUUGUUUAGAAUUGAUGAUGGAAAGCCCAUUAACAGACUUUACGGUGCUCAAACAUUCGAACGUUUGGCUGAAUUGUGGCGAGAAUUCGGCGGCAAUAGCGGCGUGCAAUUGGUUUCUGGACACAUUUUGAGUCAAAGUCAAGAGAAACUUGAUGCACAGUGGGAAAACUACGGACAAGUUGUCUACAAUUAUGUCAAUUUAACAUAUCCGCAGCUACACAGUCAAUUCAAGCUGGAAAAUGAUGAGUUGUACAAAGCGAUUCACUACACAGCUUUCACUUCAGAAGGAGCGAGAUAUAUUCCUUGGAUGAAGAAACUCCUUGAAGAGACCUAUGACGUCAUGUAUAUAAAGCAGCACAUCGACAGUGUUGAAGAGCUCGGUGAUGACGGCUACGAUGUUGUGGUAAACUGUGGUGGGCUUGCUGGAGGAAAGUUGGCUGCCGAUGGCGAUGAAAAGAAAAUGUACCCGAUUCGUGGGCUUUUGCUGAAAACAAACGCGAGUUGGCAGAAACAUUUUCUCUACAGAGAUUUCACCACUUUCACGAUUCCCGUAAUUGAUGCCGUUUACGUUGGGACAAUCAAAGAGGAACACAAUGAUUCACUCGUCAUCGAUGAGGAAUCGAUUGAGAAAAUCUGGGGUGCAUAUCUCGAGUUGCAGCCAGCGUUCAAGGACGUAGAGAUCAUCGAUCGUUUUGUCGGUCUUCGUCCGGCUCGCGUGGGCGGAGCGAGAGUUAAGGCUGAGACAAGGAACAAUACAAAUGGAAAUGAGUACAGGAUUGUUCAUAACUACGGGCACGGUGGGAAUGGUUUCACCCUUGGAUGGGGAAGUGCUGAACACGCGGCAAGGCUCGCUCUAGGCUUCGACACUUCGCAAUACGAUGAGCUUUUGAAUCGAGUUCACAUUGACAUGCCUAAGGACGUGCAUAAGGAAAAGCCUAAGGAGAUGAGCGAUCAAGAUCGAGCCAUUGUGAAG